CAACAAGUCACCUCUGCACAAAACCUUAAACCCUAUUGAUCAGAGCGUAGCUAAGAAGAAAUAAUAUCAAAAAGAUGAGAGGACCACGUGGCGGCGAGAGCUUCAGAGGAAGGGGCGGAAGAGAUGGCGGCAGACGCGGAGGUGGUGGUGGACGUUUUGGUGGAGGCAAUCGUGGAGGUGGUCGCUUUGGUGGUGGUUCGCGUGACGAAGGACCUCCCAGCCAAGUCGUUGAAGUUGCAACUUUUCUUCAUGCUUGUGAGGGUGAGGCUGUGACCAAGCUUUGUCAAGAGAAAAUCCCUCGCUUUAAUGCCCCAAUCUACCUACAAAACAAGACUAAGAUUGGCAACGUUGAUGAGAUCUUUGGUCCCAUGAAUGAAUCUUUGUUUUCUAUCAAGAUGAUGGAAGGUAUUGUAGCUACCUCAUAUGCCGAAGGGGAUAAGUUCUACAUCGACCCUUUUAUGCUUUUUCCUCUAUCAAAAUUCCUUCCUCAACCCAAGGGACAAUCUACAGGAGUUCGUGGGAGAGGCAGAGGUGCUCCUAGGGGACGUGGAGGAUUCUCCUCCAGAGGUCCUCCUAGGGGCCGUGGAGGAUUCUCCACCAACAGAGGUCCUCCUAGAGGCCGUGAAGGAUUCCCCAGAAGCCGAGGGAGAGGAUACUAAUCUUUAUAUUAUAGCCUUAGCAUAGUACCUGUUUUCGAGUUCCUGGUUUUUGAUGCUUUUGGUUUUAUCAACUGAGUAGUAAAAUGUUGAUCAGUUAUCAGAGAGUUCCAUGGUUUUGUUACAUACUCUGGUUAUAAAAUAGAUCUUUCAACUUA
Messenger RNA from Raphanus sativus (radish), 814 nucleotides. Its product is annotated as putative H/ACA ribonucleoprotein complex subunit 1-like protein 1. Gene Ontology annotation, biological process: snoRNA guided rRNA pseudouridine synthesis; ribosome biogenesis. The transcript has 4 exons. Bases 75 to 659 code for a protein of 194 amino acids. The record is from RefSeq and is a predicted model, not a curated record. Gene Ontology annotation, molecular function: box H/ACA snoRNA binding. Gene Ontology annotation, cellular component: box H/ACA snoRNP complex. NCBI's taxonomy places the organism in Eukaryota, Viridiplantae, Streptophyta, Magnoliopsida, Brassicales, Brassicaceae.